UUGGCACGGAGUGAAUUAUUAAUGCCAGGAGAAGCACAAAAAGAAGAGGCAGUGCAGAUAGAGUACAAAAUAAACACGAAGAAGCUGAAGAAAGCAGCAAAUGCAUUCUAUAUAUCAAUGGAAGGAGCAAUAAAGAAUGCAAAAAUAUCAAGCGCAGAGGAACUACUAGAUAAUCUACUGAAAAAGCUAAACUCACUCCCAAUUACAUUCAUAGAAAUGAACAUCUCAAAUAGCCGGGCAGAAAAGGCUGUCAAAAGGCUUUUAAAAGAAAAGUUAAGGGAAAGCCUAGAAAUAGGUGAGCUGCACAAAGUAGCAUCUGAAGAGCUAAACAAGGAAAUUAUGGAUGAGAUGGAUAGUUCUUUUCUUGCAUCAUCUAAACCAGAAAAGACACCCAGAAAGAAGAGCAAGAAGACAAUGAAAGAAACAGUCUUCAAGUUAUUUGAGCAGCAAGCCGCAAUAACAGUAGAUGAAGCAGUAAGCCUAGGAUACAAAGCCAUAGCCAAAAAAGUUCUUUCACAGAAAGAAGUCUCACUGGCAGCAGAGAAAGCACAGAAUUCCCCCAUUAUAGUCAUCAAGGAGACUGCGCAUUGCUACAACCUCUUCAGAGAAGUAGGUGCUGUAUCAGUGAUAAUUGGUGGAAUUGAGCUGAUUUCUCUUUUUAUUUGCUUGGCUGCAUAUUAUUGGGGGUGGGCGUAA
Molecule: messenger RNA, 696 nt
Organism: Nematocida ausubeli
Lineage: Eukaryota; Fungi; Microsporidia
Exons: 1
Source: RefSeq, a predicted model, not a curated record